ACACCAAUCUCAUCACACUGCCUACACUCUUUUGUCCAGGUCCAAAUGCUCAAGAUACAGCUUCUCUGCACGAUAACAUUAUGCUGCACAUGCGCAACGACCAUCGCUCCCCGUCGCCAGUCGGAGUGAGCAAUGUUUUGAAGUAAGGAACCCGUACGGACGGGAGUUAUUUACGUGUCAUCUGUGACUUCGGCCAGCAGCCAGCAGCCUACCAGUGGGAUUCGCCCAAGGAUUUGCAUGGGUCCAGGAAAGGGGUGCCAUUUUCGCUGGGGCACACAGGAAAAGCAAAAAUAACCAUCCAUCCUUCGGCUCAUUUCCUGCGAAACGGUUCCUGCAAAAAAAAAACGUUCUACCCGCCAGCCAGCAAAUCCAAUUUUUCAGUUCAAUCUUUAGCAUCGAAAAAGAGCACCAACUUUCGACUGUAUUUGAAAGCUUUCGGAAGCCAUCGUACAGGAAGCAAGACAAAACGCGCAACUAAACGGUGGCAAAUUAUGAAACCUGCAUUAUCAGCGGCAUAUGGCACUGGAAUCAAUCGACCUAGAAUUUCCCGCACCGGAACUAGUGGCGUAUGCAUAAUCUGUACGCGAGCGUAGGCGAACACUUUCGGUAAGAAACACGCCUUCGAAAAGAGUUAAGUUUCGCGGAAACAGUUACGAAACUGGAUCACGAGCCUACCGAAAAUGGAGAACUACCACCACGGCACGAUCACGUUCGAACUACCAUGGAAACGGUCCACCGCCCUAGUGCUGUGGGUGUUUUUGAUGUUGCUGGUUGUGUUUGCUGAGCGAACGUCCUCCACCACUUCCGGCGAGGAUGAUGAUGCGGCCACGCUGGUUCGUGGUACCGGAAUUCAUUAUGCUGCCUUGUCCGGACCGGGCCUGGCAGCGGAAAUGUUGAAAGCACAUCCAGCCGGUGCAUUUUCGGUUGAUGACGGUUCGCAACCCGUCUUUCCGGAACGACCGGAUGCGGUGUACUUUGCGGUGGCAGUGAAUGGUGGCGCGAAGCUGUGGGGCCGUACGUUAGCACGCACACUGAUCGAUAUGGGGCCACCGUUCGGAAAUCCGCAGGGACCACCGUUGAGGCCUAUCUACAUCAACCUACCGGACAGUGGACGGUUUUCCUCGAAGCUUAUGACGACCGCGUGUGAUUCGAUCGACGGUAUGCCACUGGCGGGGAUGGUUAUCGUUGGCGAUAGCCCGGCAGCCAAAUCGCUAGCGAUGGCCGGCAACGCCAUGAAGGUACCCGUACUGUGGGCCAAGGGAGGCAUUGCUACUCUGCAUAACUCUUACGAUGAGCUAUCAACCAAAUUACAAGCAAUACUGCAGCCAUCCUCUAGGGAAAUUUUUGAAGCCAUUAGAGCAACCUUUUUACAAGUUCACUGGCACUCAUACCAUAUUCUGUGCGAUGUCGAUACAUACGUUCUAAUAAGCGGCAAAAAAGGAGCGCCACUGCGUCAGAAACCACUGAACCCAAUUAUAGUUACACUACCAACGAACUUCGAUUUGAUUUACAAGAAACUAGCGUACAUUUCACGAUCUACAAAAGGAGUGGUUUUGGUGCUGUGCAAUCUGAAGGUCGCUCGGCUUAUAAUGGCCGAAGCGCAGCGUAUGAAGAUGCUAAACGGUCACUUUGUGUGGCUGUGGAUGGAUACGACUUCGGCAACCGAGUUCUACGAUUCCGGUCAACCUUCGUACGAUGUAAAGCAACCGCUAGAUGUAGGUCUCGGAGGACGUAGCGAGCUGGAGACCGACUUUUACGACACGUUCGAUAUGCGACAUCAGUCACACCUGGCCGAUCUGGUCGAGCGAAGGAUGGAAUUUGAGGACUUUGAUCCACGGUUGCGCAAAAACCGAACACGCACGUAUCUCGACAGCCACGCGGCACGGUUUGGCAGUGCGGCACUGGUCAAUCCCAAACCGGAUGUUACGGCCGAUACGUUGCCGGGUAGUUCGAAACAUAGCAAAACACGUCGACCGUCGGAGAAGUCAAAGAAUGGUCGGGCUAAAGUGGGAACCUCCAAUAACAACACCGUGGUUAAUGUGGCCCGCCGAACGGAGCGAUUCGAGGAGCUCACGGAGGAAUCGGAUGAGUUUGAAGACUUUGAGGAUGAACGAACGUUGCCACUGAGCGUUGCCACGGACGAUGAGCAGUACCAAAUCGGUCCAGAUAGUGAGUCGGAGAUGAAACUCAAGCGUAGCAGCGAGUACCUGAAGUUACACAACUCUUCCGGACACGUGCUGUUCCAUCACAACCAAGACUUCCCGGUAGGGUUGCUCGCACUCCGGCCGAUCAAGAUGAAAAUUGAUCGUCACUUUAUUCGUGCGGCCGUGCGUUUGUUUGCGGCGACAUGGGCAAAGGUCGAGCGGGAUGAUGCACCGGUCGUGGGCAAAGGAAGACCAACGGGACGGGAUGGUCCGGUACCGAUCGGUACCGGUCGUGGUAAUACGCAGGACCAAUCGAAAGUACCACGGGGUCAACAGCGACCGGUGCAGCUGCAGCAGAAACGAUCCGUUGCUGCACAUCCGCCGUUGACCACUGUCGAGCGGGGAGAUACGAUUUUAACAUUACCAGUUAACAGUGCAAAUACACAACAAAGUGUUCAGCAGUCCAGUUUAUUGGGCCAACGGACGGUGGUGAUGGUGGACGGUGGCCAUGGCGGGUCGCCGACACAAACGACACAGCCAGUGCACGAAACGAACGAUAUUAUUUCGCCUAUAAGCAAUAGUAGUGCAAAUUUACGUGAUGUCAGUAGUACAAAUAGUUCUAGAGUUAAACGUCAAAGCACCUGGUGGUCAGCGACCACGAAUCAUAAGUAUAACCCAGAGCGGGGCGGCAGUGGCGGAAGCGGUAGUCGAAGUCGUGGUGGAGCUACGCGGUACAAGGGUGGCUGCAUGGGUACAAUUAAUCGUGCCGAACAGGCCAAGGCGUACAAUUUUGCAAAGAAUUUGCAACUGAAUGCCCGGCAAGCGCUAUCAGGAUUCCCAAUAGCAAGUGGGUUCAUAGAAAAGUCGCUCGUUAGUCAUUUUGAAAUGCUGAACCUCGUACCAACAACGAGACAAUCAUCAUCAACACCAAAGGGAGAUUACCAUACGGACACACGGGGAGAAGCAGCAAGAUAUGUCAAUCCAUCGGUGAAUGGUACUGUUCCAGGUAGUGGCAUGGCCAGCAAUUCAGCUGGAUCCACAACCACUACCAAGUGGCGUCGUGUGGGACUUAUUACGGGUCGCUCGGUACAUCUGGACACGAUCAUAUGGCCCGGUGGAGAUGUAACCGUAUCAGGGCUGGCUGGCAAGGCAAAAACUAUGUUCAGAGUGGUGGUUUCGGUAGCACCACCGUUUGUAAUGGAAUCUCCGGUCAACGAAGAGGGCCAAUGUUUGCGGGGUCUUAUCUGCUACCAAAUAUACACCACUGGACGACACAAUCUGACGCUAAUGUUUAACGAAAUUGAGCGACGCAAUCGUUUGAAGGAAAUCAAUCAAUCUCCGAACCACUACCAAGAGGACCAGCGUCAACCGUAUCCGCUGUAUCGAACACGCUGCUGUUAUGGCCUAUCGAUGGAUUUGCUUCAGAAACUGGCGUCGGAAAUUAACUUCGAUUUUCAUCUGUACAUCGUGCACGAUGGACUGUUCGGGCGGCGAAUACCUCCACCGCCACCGGAACAGUCGGGAGCAUCAUCAAGCGUUAGGAAACCGACCGUACCGAGCUAUGUGGAAUCUAAAUCAAAGUUUGACGCACAAUCGGGAAGAAGCUUAAAACGUGGAUCUAAGUUGAAGCUGUCGCAGGCUGGUAUGAAUAUCACCAGAGAAGAAAUGUCACCAUACCCCUUCGAAUAUUCGACACCUCCACCACCACCGGUGCACCCGAGGCAACAAUGGAACGGUGUUAUCGGAGAUCUGAUAUCCGGUACGGCUGAUCUUUCCUUUGCACCGCUCAGCGUCUCUAAGGCUCGUUCGGAGGUGAUCGAUUUUACGAUACCAUACUUUCAUGGUGGUGUAUCCUUGCUGGCCGCACCGGAAGCGGCUACCGAUAUACCGUUACUAGCGUUUCUACUGCCCUUUUCGCCAGAGCUCUGGAUAGCCAUCUUUACCUCGCUUAACGUUACCGCUGUUGCAGUAGCGAUCUACGAGUGGUUGAGUCCAUUCGGCCUGAAUCCCUGGGGACGGCAGCGGAGCAAAAACUUUAGCAUGUCGUCGGCACUUUGGGUAAUGUGGGGUUUGCUUUGUGGACAUCUGGUCGCAUUCAAGGCACCCAAAUCGUGGCCCAACAAAUUCCUCAUCAACGUGUGGGGUGGCUUCAGUGUCAUAUUUAUUGCGUCCUACACUGCCAACAUUGCGGCGCUGAUAGCGGGUUUGCUAUUUCAUAACGAAGCAAAAUACUACGAAAUGUCGAUGUUGACGCAACGUGUGGGAUCACCGAUCGCUACAGCAGCCGAAUCGUAUGUCCAGCAGAACGAUAAGCGACUCUGGGAGCACAUGAAAAAGUAUCAACUGCAAAGUAUCGACGAAGGCAUCGAAAGGCUAAAAAACCGCACCAUCGAUCUGCUCAUGUGUGAUACACCCAUACUGGAUUACUAUCGCGGUACGGACCAGAGUUGCUCCCUGCAGCGAAUAGGUGAUAAUUAUAUUGAAGAUUCUUAUGCAAUAGGGAUGUCCAAAGGGUUCCCGCUGAAGAAAACAAUGUCGGCAUUAAUCUCGAAGUAUUCCAACGACGGCUAUCUGGACAUACUGACAGCAAAGUGGUACGGUGAUCUACCCUGUUUUAGGCUGGAUCGCGAGAUGGCGCAACCGAAACCGCUUGGUGUAACGGCGGUAGCCGGUGUCUUUCUGCUCUUGGGUGUUGGCAUGGUGCUCGGUGUACUCAUACUAAUCAUCGAGCACGUGUUCUACAAAUAUACCCUUCCAAUACUACGCCACCAGCCAAAGGACACGAUCUGGAAGAGCCGCAACAUCAUGUUCUUCAGCCAGAAGUUGUACCGCUUCAUCAACUGUGUCGAACUGGUGUCACCGCAUCAUGCCGCCAAGGAGCUGGUGCACACGAUCCGCCAAGGACAGAUUACGAGCCUGUUCCAAAAGAGCGUCAAACGGAAGGAGGAUGAACAGAGACGCCGGCGCAAGAGCAAGGCCCAGUUCUUCGAGAUGAUUCAGGAAAUACGCAGAAACAUCAAACUCGACAGGGUGCAGUUGGAUACGGACGUGGACGCAUCGCUGUCGGCAACGUCGGAAAGUACCUCCCAGGCGCUACUACCAGAGGUACAUCCGGCCGGUACGCGCCUGUCAGCAUCGGCUUCCACCAGCAGACGUGCCAGCCCGGGCCGUUUAUCACGUGCCGGGUUUGGUUUCGGGAAGUCCCGGGACGGAGGAAGCAAAAGUUCGUCAUUCUCUUCGUCGCUCAACGUGCGCCGGUUUAGCACGGACAGCAUCAUCAGCGAACGACUCGGGACGAUCGGACGACGGCUUAGCCGUGAUGCGGCCACAAGCUCACCGCCGGAUUUGUCGCAUCAUUUCGAAACAUUCGGUAAGGGUAGCUCGGCGGAACAAGGCUCCAAGUUUGACACAUACUCGGGUAAGAACAAUAGCAAGGAAAACAUUUCCGUGUUCAAGUGUGACACGUUCAAUGGUAAACUGACGCCUGGCGCCAGUGGACUAGACACGGUGGACACUGCCAGGGACCCGACGGCGGAGGGGCGCAUUAAACCAGACGGCGAGGAGAAACCGAUCCUACCGGUAAAGACCAAGAAACGUUCCCGCCGUUCGCCUCUAAAUCUCGAACUGUACGAAACGGGCCGGCGGCGGCUUAUUCCGAUUAACGAACGGGUAGCGCAAGGACUGGCACCUCCAUUUCUCGAGGCAGACACCGGUAGUGCGAUGUUGCGCGAUAAGCUGCACGAGGAACUGCGGCUAAAAUAUGGACAAACGCGAUGGAAGAGUGCGCAGGUGGAGGAGGUAGUAGUUACCGUGUCGGGAGCGAACGAGUCGGGGGGGAACCACGCCGGUGGCAAACCAAGGCGGCCCAGCCGCCGUACAUAAAUAAGAAGUAAGAUUAAAAGCAAACACCAAAUGCUAGCGUAACCGUAUAGGCAUCUUAGUUGCGUGACGCACGUUUAGAACGUGAUGGCACCAAUAUCCUCUAAUCGAAUGUAGCGAAUAUUGGUAUCUAAAGGUGAUACGAAACACUCAAAACUUUAACACCUGAUAACAAGGAACCUGAAAUGGGAUUUUUACGCAGUGUACGUGGCGAAUGGGUUUCUUUCCGAUACGCCACGGCCAAUUAGGGAGCCCAUUCCAGUGGGCCCAUUUAGAAAAGAUCUCCAUUUUCUACGCAGAUCGUUAAUUACUUACACGGCGCGAAUGUAGCGCGAGCAGGCGCGAGUGCAAAAAGGGGCAAGCAACAAACUGUAGCAGCUACUGCCAGUUUUAAUGUGUACGUAUCCUCUCAGUGAUCACUAUCGAAAGGGAUGAAUUUUAGAUCUAUUUUGUUUAAUAUUUUGCCUAUCCUGGCGAACGGUCUGUUCUCUCGGAAAUGCUGAAAAAGACAAAACAGAAACAAAACAAACAAAAUCUCACACAAAACAAACCGACGAAGGACGGCCUGAUGUUACAAUGAACAUUUCUUCUAUCUGUCGAUGACAGCAUUAUCUGUGUCUCUAGGAGUGCCUACUUUAGUAUAAAUAUGGUUAGCUAGCCUACUCCUGUGUUCAGUGGACAUUAGGUUUUCUACGCUGAGGAUAUGCUCCAUUCCGAUGGAAUGCGGGGAUCGAAUCGUUUUGUAGUAUUGAGAGCGGGGCUAAAAGUGUAGCGAUUUCCAUUGACAGUUCAUCGAUUGAGUGUACACUUUAGUUCGACACGUCUGACAGUUGUGCAAGAUUAGUAUACUCGCUUUAGUAGCGUGUUAAACGUACAGAAUGCAUACUUUCAGGCGCAUACACUAAAGACACAAUCGAACGAUGAGUUGUCGGAGGAGAGCUGAGAUACUUAUGCCGUUACGAACUAUAAUGAUUUAUCGACCUAAUAUAGCAAUUGAUGUCUUCUGUAGUAGCUUGGGAGUGUAAUAAGAAGUGUGUGAGUGUGCGAGCGCUUGUGAGCGUGAAGACUUAAACGAACGUAUAGUGUCGAGCUACCGAAGGUGUAAGGCAUAUGACGAUAUCUCGGUCACAAAAGCCGUCAUACGAUACUUGAUAUGGUUUACAUUACUUUAGUUAUCGUGUCGUAUUGGAAAUGGGUGCUUAAAAUUAUGGUAACAUAAAGAAAAAACAUGUGUGGUCCAAUUUCAAAAAGCAAUUGUAAUUGUUCUUUAUUCUCUGAUGAUGCACGUCGUAAACUGUCAUACGUACAAUUUUACUACUUAUAGAAAGCACGUACGAUACUUGCAAACAAAAAAAUCUUCGGCAGUGAAAACAACAACAUUGAAGUUCAAAAUUGAAUGUUUAAAACAUUACCUUUACAUUCAACGUAAACAUGUUGUAAUUAACUUGGUUUAAAGCUCCGUUUUGCGUAUGAUCACUUUUUCUAACACUGUUGAAAAACAGUAAUACUACGAGUAAUACUUCUUCUUACAUUAAUGUUGGAAACUGUUUGCACUCUUGCGGCUUAAAGCCUAAAGAACGAAAACGAGACGCUAUGCUGACGGUCGAUGGUAGGGAAGGGUAGGGAAGUAAAUAGACUUAAAUGAAGCAAAAAGUACACUAACAUCAAGAAAUGGUCUGAAUUAUAAGUUGUACGAAUUAGGCGAAUCAAAAUAUAAGAAAAAAAAACAGUAACAAUACUAUAUUUAAUACUAAGGUAGCUUUAAGAGAAGAUAGUAAGAGUACGUAAAGGGAAAGAAAACCAAAACAAACUACUAUUACACAUACGUGAUGGACAUUCAUUACGUGUGGAAACUGUGUCAUUUAGACUAGUUGAAUUUCAAAUGUUGGCCGUUCCUAUUGUUCGACUUGAUGAUGAAGGCAAAGGACAGGGACAGUCGACUGACAGAACGAAAAUAGCCCAAAAACUGCAUGAAGUUCGUGCCAAAUGUGCGCGAAAGAUCUAUUUUAGCAUUGAGUUUCUUCUCAAAGCAUUAUUGCGAUUGAAUGUGCGAUGAUUUUCACCAAGUUGAUAUAGUUCUAUACGAAACAGGACUUACACACUGAAACAAUGAACAGCAACACGAAACCAAAAAAUCGAAACCACUCUUACGGAUCGUCAAAAAGUUUUUUUUAAAAACGAACUUCAACCACCAUCUAGUAUGGGAACUUUUUGCAAUACGGAAACAAAGCAAACAAAACGAUAUGUAGAAGUAACAUCUCUAAAAACGCCAAAUAUAAGUAAUUAGUAUGAAACAGAAAAAGAAAAAGAACAAAAUAUUAUAUUGUCUAUUUAAGAGUUGUCGUAAUUUGAAAUUGGGAGAAAAACAAAAAAGAAAACACCGUUUAGAGAAAGAUAAUGCGUAGCGUAUUUGUUUUCGAUAUUUUCAAAUGUAUUAGAAAAUGUUAGGGAAGAUGUAAAGGUGCAACAGGAGAGACAAAUGAAAUUGAAGAAGAAAAAAAAACAAAACAAAAAACAAACUAACAACUCUAGCACUACCAAUAGAUUUGUAGAAUUGGAAUUAUAAGACUAGAAGCAAGGACAUAGCGUACUAGGUAUACAUACAUCUGAAUACACCACUUUACAUACGAAUACACUCUUUUAACAACACUUUCUCCUACACACACACACACUCACACACGCAUAUUCCGACGACGAAAAACAACAAAAAUGGUGUGAUGGAAAUCUUAUGAUACAAACAAUCUUAGUUCGUGUGGCACACUUUACCUCCAGAAUUGCCUAUCAUUUUAUCCCUUGGGUGCCGGAAAUGAGCCGUCGAUCAGCUGCGGGAAGGAUACUUAGCUUAGCAAUGGAUCUACUUAAGUAGUGUGGAAAUUAUACUAACGAUCAUGAAUUGGGUUUACACACCGCGUUCCUUAUCAUGAAUGAUAGAUUAGUAUAAUUUAUGUUUCGAAAAUGCUUACAAGCUGCCGAACAGAAUCUACGUAUAGAUUAUCCUUACGUUCCCACCCCUGUACACGGUUAGUUUGUGUUAGAUUAAAUACUUAAACAAAAUCACUCCACUCUGUAAGUGCCAAAAUGUAUCCAAUGUUUAGUGAUCGUGAUCUUUCACAAGCGUGUUAAACCUAAUCCCGAUCGGAUUACUUCAGCACAAUCGUAAACUAGCGUGCGCGCGGACUAGUAUCCUUCCCGGAAGCUGUUCCCGGAAUCAGAAAAAGAAAGAAAGAAAAAACAAAAAAAUGUCUGUUUUCCAUUUUAAUAGAGAGAAGAAGAAAAAGAAACUUUUGGGAAGUGCACCGUGUUUAGCACAACCGAAACGAUAUUUACCGCAAACGCUCGCACAACAUUUCUAGUGAUCUUAUUAUAGCCAAAUUGUUUAGCCCUCUUCCUUCGAGAUGGAUGUGUUACGAACAGAGUUAGAUAGUUUGAAUGAAACUAGUGAAAGCAGCACACCAACGUGCGUGCGUGAAUUAAUAAUGGUUAGGUUUGAAAGAGUUUGGAAAUAAAGUAGAACACAAACACACGUAUACACAAAACAACAAAAGCAAAACGUGAAAGCAAGACACAGUUUCGAAAUGUUCCCACUCUCGCAGGAAAUGUGGGGUUUUGUUGUGUUGUGUUACGGUUUUUAGCACAAAUAUUCUCUCUUAUACUGUUCUAGAUGAAAAUGCACACGAAACAUAAUUAUAACAAUAAAAAAAAAACACAAGAGGCAAGAAAGACAUGAACAGUCUCUCUCACCUAUAGAGCGGAGACGAUAGUGUUCUAUUUACUACGAAAACUAGUUUUCCAAUUCGAUUGCGAACAGAUAGCAUAGUGAUGAAGCUGCACUUAUAUAGUACACACACAAUACCGACACACUGCAACCAUACAUCCAUACACCCGAGUACGCCAUUCAUUUACAGAGAGAAAACAACAAAAACUACACCAUAGUAAAAACAAAACUAUAUAUAUUUGUAGAUAAGAAACUGUUAUCUUACCAAAUAAAAUCGGAAACGUCCAUUGAACCGCAA
This is a messenger RNA of Anopheles funestus (African malaria mosquito), 10036 nucleotides long. RefSeq lists its product as uncharacterized. Gene Ontology annotation, cellular component: postsynaptic membrane; plasma membrane. The transcript is spliced from 16 exons. Gene Ontology annotation, biological process: modulation of chemical synaptic transmission; monoatomic ion transport; synaptic transmission, glutamatergic. The coding region runs from base 681 to 6026 and encodes 1781 amino acids. NCBI's taxonomy places the organism in Eukaryota, Metazoa, Arthropoda, Insecta, Diptera, Culicidae. The record is from RefSeq and is a predicted model, not a curated record. Gene Ontology annotation, molecular function: transmitter-gated monoatomic ion channel activity involved in regulation of postsynaptic membrane potential; NMDA glutamate receptor activity.